AUGUAUUUGUUAUUCAGAUCAAUUAGUGGUAUUUUCGUAUCAAAUCUGUUUUCGAAGACUUUGAGUCUUCAGAGUAACAUGAGUGUAUCAAUUUUUUUUACUUUUUCUGCUCAUUCUCUAGAGACCACUGAAGAUGAAAUAAUAAGCUUGAAAAAUAUAACUCACAAGCAGUUUGUGACAAGUCUACUGCUUCAGGCAAUUAAACUGCUGUUAAGUACUCAUGCUUAUUAA
Molecule: messenger RNA, 231 nt
Organism: Clunio marinus
Lineage: Eukaryota; Metazoa; Arthropoda; Insecta; Diptera; Chironomidae
Source: the annotation of a GenBank genome assembly